ACCUAAUUGAAAAUAAAGGAUCUUGGGGAUCACGCCUUCCGAACGGGUCCUGGACUGGAAUGGUUGGGAUGUGCGAACGUGGGGAAGUGGACUUCGCUCUCGGGCCCAUGGGCAUCAACAUAGAACGAGCAGAGGUCAUGGAUUUCAGUGCACUGCUCUUCAUGGACCAGCAGAUUAUUGCCUAUAAACGUCCAAAACUUCAACCGGAGUUGGCUGGCUUCAUCAGGCCUUUCACGGUGCAGAUAUGGGCAAUGAUUGCCCUUGGAUUUAUUACGAUCAUAGGAGCUACCAGCUUCUUUCUUAUUACUCUGUCGAAGUUGCAGUACUCCCUCCAAGGAAUAAGAGAAAAAGAUGGUGGACUCCACGGGAUAUCGCACAUUAUUCAGAUCGCCACAUGGGCUUACGGGUUAAUGCUUACCCAACCCAUGGGAUGGUUUCCAGGAACUAACACUGGGAGGCUUGUGGGAGGAGUGUGGCUUCUGUCAUCUCUAAUCAUUGCAAUCGUGUACAGGAGUAACCUCAAGGCCAUGCUCAUCAUUCCUAAAGUGAAUCUUCCUUUCAACAACUUGGAGGAAAUGGUAGCGCAGGACGAAAUGCCAUUCAUACUGAUGGGCGGCAGCGUUGUCUACAAUACACUCAAGGAGGCUCCUGAGGACUCUCUUUUUGGACGAGCAUGGAAGCGUCGGGCAGGAGAAGCAUGGACAUAUCAAGAAGGGUUGAAGAUGAUUUUACAGGAUGGUAAUGCCAUUAUAGUAGACAAAACCACCGUCCAAAGCAUUCUACACACAUCCUUCUCGAAGACACUGUCCUGUCCGUUGUGGUUGACGAGGGAGGCGAUUGUUAGCUACGUACUGAGUCUUGGUUUCCCGAAAAAUUCAGCCUUGAAAUCAAAAAUGGACCCAGUAAUACGACGACUUGGAGAAUCUGGCCUCAUAAAUUAUUGGAUGCGCCUCCAGCUUUUAAAUGCCACCUAUUGUUUGGUUCAACCGGGUACAGAACCUUCAGAACAACGGCCCCUUCAACUCCAGGAUUUUUACGGAAUUUUUUUCUUGCUUAUAGCUGGAGAAUGCCUAUCACUGACAGUAUUCCUGUGUGAACUUGGGCAAGGAAAAGAAAAACUUUGUGACGAACGUAAAAUAAAUUAAACUUGCA
This is a messenger RNA of Eriocheir sinensis (Chinese mitten crab), 1152 nucleotides long. Its product is annotated as glutamate receptor ionotropic, kainate glr-3-like. Bases 60 to 1145 code for a protein of 361 amino acids. Gene Ontology annotation, cellular component: membrane. The transcript is spliced from 9 exons. Gene Ontology annotation, molecular function: ligand-gated monoatomic ion channel activity. NCBI's taxonomy places the organism in Eukaryota, Metazoa, Arthropoda, Malacostraca, Decapoda, Varunidae. The record is from RefSeq and is a predicted model, not a curated record.